Molecule: messenger RNA, 447 nt
Organism: Metarhizium album ARSEF 1941
Lineage: Eukaryota; Fungi; Ascomycota; Sordariomycetes; Hypocreales; Clavicipitaceae
Product: oxidoreductase, short chain dehydrogenase/reductase family
Exons: 3
Coding region: 1-447 (148 amino acids)
Molecular function (GO): oxidoreductase activity, acting on the CH-OH group of donors, NAD or NADP as acceptor
Source: RefSeq, a predicted model, not a curated record
AUGGUUCCUCGACGCUUCGCUUCAACCGCACAGCAGGCCGCCGCGCUCCUGGGAUCGGUCGACGUGCUCGUGUGCCUCGCCGGAAUCGUGGGCUGCGCGCACGCCCUCGAGAGGCCCGUCUCGCAGUUCCGCCGGAUCCUCGACGUCAACGCCGCGGGGUCGUUUAUCUGCGCCCGCGCCGCCGCCCGGCAGAUGGUGCGGCAGGGCAGGGGCGGCAGGAUCGUGCUGUCGGCGUCGGUUUCGGCGCACAGGGCGGCCGAGUGGGCCAGGUACGGCAUCACCGUCAACAGCGUGAGCCCCGGGAGGACGUGGUGUGAGAGGAAUCCGCUCGGGAGGAUGGGCUCGCCGGACGAGGUGGCCGGCGUGGUGGUGAUGCUCGCGAGCAACGCGGGCUCGUACAUGAACGGCGCGGAUGUGAUAUGCGACGGCGGCGGUGUAGUGUUCUAG